Messenger RNA from Anneissia japonica, 5437 nucleotides. RefSeq lists its product as uncharacterized. Bases 361 to 4299 code for a protein of 1312 amino acids. Gene Ontology annotation, molecular function: guanyl-nucleotide exchange factor activity. Gene Ontology annotation, biological process: positive regulation of Rho protein signal transduction. The record is from RefSeq and is a predicted model, not a curated record. The transcript has 17 exons. NCBI's taxonomy places the organism in Eukaryota, Metazoa, Echinodermata, Crinoidea, Comatulida, Comatulidae.
GUCGGUGAAUUAUGUUCACGUCAAAUACAUUUCAAUGAUUCUGUUAAUUAAAAAUAAGAAUGCUACAAGACUCUGAAAGAAUUGAGGCACAUAAUAGUCAUAAAUGUCAAUCAACUAUUGACUGAUCUUGUUUUAGUAAGUACUGUACUUUAGGGUACAACGCACAUUGUCAGGGGCUGUGACAGCAUCAAAUAGUCAAGUACUAAUGCUAUUAAGAUAACUUGUCAAAACAAUGAGAUGGUUUAGCAAAAGUAAUAUGGAAAUUAUUUGCUUGACAAACAGCUUGAAAGACAUGUGAACAACAACAUUGUUUGACAACAGUCAACCCCCUACUAGAGAAAGUCAUAUGUAGGAGUAUUAAUGAGGAACAGAACAAUGGCUGGUCUAUCAGUCCCGGGUUCUGAUUCAUCAGGCUUGAGUGACAAGGCCUCUCCAAAGGGAUCCUCUUUGUCAACUACCAGCAUGUCAUCAGCACUCAACUAUUCACCAUCUUCUAGGCCUGGAAUGUCAUACUCCAUUGGAGGUUUCUUGUACCGUAAGAGCUCUCUUCCAACAUCGUCUUUAAUUGUAGGAAAUAGUAGUAGCAGUCCAGCAUAUGGGUCAUCGAUUUACUCUGUAAAUUUGUGCAAUGAUUCAACAUCUUCAAUGCAAUCAAAUCCUGUUAGCUACAAUGACUGGUACAAGACUAGAACCUCUGGUUCUAUGACAGAUUUAAGACAAGGUACAGAUUCCCCAAUUUUAACAAGACAUGACGAUGUUUUAAAAUCUUCUUCUUUGACUGCAAGCAAUGAUUCUAUUAACCAGGAGUUCUCAAAUAUGCGCGUAUCACCAAAAUCGAGUACUGAAAGCUUUCUGGAUUUUUCUAAACCAGUCAAGAGCGCUUGGACAUCCGAUAGUGUAUAUAAUACUGGUUAUAGCAACAGAUCUUACUCACCAUCAUGGACAUCAUAUUCAACAACAAUCCCAAAGACUUUCACAGGAUUACGCUCUGCAACGCCUAGUCCAGUCCAUGACCCUGGUAAAUCAGUGUUUACAAGAUCACUUUCUAGUCCUGUCGAUUUUACGCCGAAUUCAUAUUCAUCUGUGACAGCACGUCCUACCAGUUUUUUGCCAUCAAAUUAUUCAUUAAAAACACCACCAGUUAAUAAUAAGCAGUAUGAUAUUUUACCUGGACGACCAGUUUCUCCGGACAUUGUUGUCACACCAGAUGAAAAUUUAACGAAAAGCACAUUCUUGGAAAAUAAAUCCAACUUGUACAGAUCAAAGUCUGACAAAGAUACUUUAAAAAACUUUAAGACAAUCUCUCCGAGGUCUGAAGCUCUGAAGAGCACCACCAAACUAAGAAAAUACCUGAAGAAUGAUUCGAACAGUAUUGACCUCAAAGAGCCUUCAAUUGACCUUGAUAUACAAAGAUCACCGGUAGCAGUUCUCAUCGCUGAAACGAAUUCCAGCUUAAGUCGUAGCCGGAGCAUGUCACCAACACCAUUGAAAGCAUUUCAAUUCCAAAGUAUGUUUGAAUCUUCAGAGGUAACCACAAAUCCAGUUAUUGUGUCUAAGAUCUAUGAUGCCCAACAUACCUGUUCAGCACCCUACAAUCAGGAAGAUGUACCAAAUACUCUUUUGACGCCAGAAAAUAAUAACUAUGAAAAGAAAAAGCCAAGUAGUGAGCCAGCAAAUAUUUCAUGGAAACAAAGAAAAGUGACUCCAGCAUCCAGUAAAUCAUCCUCUGCCACAGACCUUAAAAAGUCUGGUAGCGUUCCAUCCGAUUUAAAUACUUAUUCAAAUUACCCUAGUACUGCGGAACAGCGAACAGCAUUUGAUCCGUCCGUUAAUCUAACUGAAACACCCAGAGGUCGAACUGGCAGCGUAGGGUCAAAGUCUUCACCAAAGAUUCAUAUACCAUCAUUUGAUGAGUACAAACGAAUGAGAAAGUUAAGUGAGUUGAAAAUUAAACUAGCUUCACCAAGAGCUUCUCUAAAUAAUAGUAUAGAUAAAAAAAAUAAAGAUAUUAGUCCAGAUAAAGUGAAUAGUGAACUGGAUGAAGAAGUGUCUAAAGCUUUUGCUAGUGCAUCAAAUAACAUUAUUGAUGUUAAUUCAAAUAAAAAAGUGUCUCGGAGAAAGAGUAAAGAAGGAUCGAAAAACUCAAGUGUGAAGUCAAAACCAGAAGCGGAACAAAUUAAACAAUCCGACGAAAGACAAUCGAGGGAGGAUUCUAGGAAAAGUGGAGUUUCAAGAGAAAAAAGGUCAUCUUCAAAGUCAAGAUUACAACGGAGGGAUCCAGUAGAACGGAGUAAAUCUCCAUUCUUGAUACGGAAGACAAUGCAAAAUCGACAAGACAAUGAGGAAGAAAGGAGGGAGAGAGAACAUCCGGAUAAAGAUAAGCAAGAGGAAGAUCGGAAAACUGGAGAAGUGAAGGUAGAGUUAAGGAGAACAAAAAGCCAAGAAGAAAACCAGACAGAAUCUGGACCAAAGAGGCUAGAAAGACGUCACCGACGUCCAGCAAGUGAUAAAAGAAAGCAAAGUAGAGAGGAGGCUGGCUUGUCACGGUCAUGUUCCGACUCAAAAGCAGUCGAUGUUAAAAAGCACAAACAGCGGAAACAGCGGUCGGUUGAAGAAGGGUCAACUCCAAGAGAGCGCCCUCAUCCUGCAAGGCACUCAAGCGAAAGAGAAAUCAGAAGGAAAAAUUCUCAAGGCAAGUCUCCUCGAUCCGAUGUAUCCGAUGGAAGCCUUCCAAGCAGCGGAAGAGUAACGCCAAGCCUGUGUGUAACGUCGAGUUUGGAGGCAUUAAACGAAAAAACAUUGAUGCAGGGUGGUGUAGCAAGAAAAAACAGGAAGAUUCGACAUCGUGCAAGUACCUUGAGCACAGAUAGUGGUGUUGGGGGCACCCCAGAUCUGGAGGAACCUGACAGAUUACUGCCUGGCAGUACUGACAUCGAAAGAACAGACAGUGGUGUAGGUUCCGAGACAAAUGGACGCCGCAUCCUCAGUCAUUGCGAUUCCACACCUAGCACAACAUCUUGUUACGAUUGCAGUAAUUUUUUUGAAUAUCAACAGCAGAUCAUACUACAUGGUAGCGAAUAUUUAUGUGAGAAGUGUGAUGGGAAACGAACAACAAGAAAAGAGGCAAUUAUGGAGUUUGUGCAGACAGAGGUCAACUAUCUGGAAGACAUAAAGGUCAUGCACAGGGAGUUUUAUGUUGCCAUGGAGAAUGCUGGUCUACUUACACCAGAACAACUCAAAACGGUUUUUAUCAAUUUACAAGAACUUAUUGAAGUGAGUGAGAAGUUUACGGAUUGUCUACAGGACUGCCUAGAAAAUGCGGCAGAUGAAGAUGACAAUGAUUUCAUUAAUGUAAAUAUUGGUAAAUUGUUUCUGGAGAACCUCAGCAUGUUGUUUCCUGCAUUUGAAGCAUAUUGUGUCAAUCAACCAACUGGUGCUGCCCUCCUAAAAUCUCUUGAAAGUGAGAAACAGUUGUUACGUGUUUUCCUUGAAGUUUCACAGAAUGACAACCGGGCAGUUCGUCGACAACACUUAAAGUCAUUUCUUAUGGUGCCAGUACAGAGGAGUAUGAGAUAUCCGUUGCUACUGAACCGUAUUUACAAAUCAACGCCCGCUUGGCAUGAUGAUAGAGAGCGUUUGCAAGAAGGUCAGAGGAGAACAGAAGACUUUUUGGAAGAAGUAAAUGUGCAAAGUCAAGGUAGCUCUGCAACGAAAUCUACAAUAAAACAUCAUGGCUCCUUCACUACAUCGAUACCAAGCAAUAUCAAGGCAGAAAUUAGAAAGGUUGCGGUAGACAGUGUUUCUUGGAAUCUUGAGACUGUACAUCUUGUUCAUAUGACACAGCUCCUACUAGGCCCUGGUCUGGAACAAAUAUGGCAGAAGAUGAUCAGCACCCCCAGGCAUGUGCCAGUCUACGCUGUGCUUGUUUGCACUGGAAAGGUGGAACGUUUUUCAGAGAUUGAAGCCAACCUACCAAAAAAUGGAAUGCUCUUUCCUCAUGUUGAUGGGGACAGAAAAGCAGCGUUUGUUCUUGUGAAAGAAAAAACAGCGGGAAAAUGUUCAGUUGUUCGAGAACCGUUUCUCCUUGGAAGAUGCAUUGUAAGUUCAGAGUCCGAGUCUGUGGAUGAAUUUACCUUGACGGAGAUGGAAGGAGAUACCAUUGACCUAAAGUGUGAAAACUCUGAAGAUUGCGGUAAAUGGUUGAUAAUAUUGAAACAUUACAGUGUUCAGCUCGGAUCUUGGAGACGUCGUCGAAACGCCCUCGCAAACAUCAUGAUAAACCACACGCUUAAAUCUUGAGAACUGCAUCCCAGUUGGACAUUUGGUUCUCUACACACAACAGACCAACAGAAGUCAUCUUCUAUCAUUCUCCUGAUGCCAGUCAGAGCAAUCUCACCGAAAAGUUGAGACAAUCAAAGAGUGGUUUUGCCUCAAAAACCAUAUUUUUACACACAAUGAUUUUGUUAUCUUUACACACGUAAACAUCAUGUUAACGCCACAACUCUUUAAGACUUGACUGUUGGUAUCUUGCCCAUACACAAACCUCCAUUGAUAUCUAUCUUAAUUUCGCUUUCAUUUCUUUAGUUCUAUUAUGCCAGGCACUCAUUGCGCCCGAUGGCCGAACACGAUUCUAUGAAGAACACAACGCGAUGACGCGCACGCAACUGAUCGUUCUUAAUGAUGAUCCGUUCAGACGAUCUUCGACAAUCAGCAGAUGGCGUCGCGUCGUCUAGCACUCACAGGGGGCGGAGUUGGAUUCGCCGGUUGUAUGACACAGCGAGUGCCUGGCUUUAGUCUUCGUAAUUAAAAUUACAUGAUAAUGAUAGCCAGAGACAUAGAUGUGAUAGUGUUUUUAUUUGUUCUUUAUACUGGGUUUUCUCUUCAGUAACAAAUUACUGUUCUCCCAGAGGUAACAUAUGGUACUUAGGUUUGUGUAUUAAUAUUUCUGGAAGGGAUGCAUUGGAGUAUCAAUAACAAAAUCAUGAAACUUUCAGUACAAUAUGUGUGUGUUCUUUUAGGUAAAUCCUCUGGUUGGUUGUUUUUCCCAUACACUAUGAGACAACCAACCACUGGUUUUACCUCAAACACCAUAUUUUUACACAUGGUGUAAUGAAAGCUUAAUGGUUUUGUGUAUUUUGUCACAAUAGCCAAUAAUUGCCAGUAGCAAAUUCAACACAUCUUCACUAGGUAUGUCAACCCUAUACACAGGGACAUAAUACGACCAGUCUAAAGCCUUGUUUAUAUGUUAGGCUAGCUGGCUACGAUCUCCACGAUGCACAUAAAUUACACUUGCGAACCUUAGUCACCAAAAUAAGGCAGCUUGAUAAUUUCAUAAUCUGUUCAAAUUAGAGCAGAUAAAAUAGUGCUGCCAAGAUUUUAAUUGUUAGGUUGUGUAAUAAAUAAAAAUAUUUAUAUUAAAUUACCAUUAUUAAUGACU